Prunus avium (sweet cherry) is the source of this 1761-nucleotide messenger RNA. Its product is annotated as shaggy-related kinase 11. Gene Ontology annotation, biological process: peptidyl-threonine phosphorylation; cell differentiation; signal transduction. The record is from RefSeq and is a predicted model, not a curated record. Gene Ontology annotation, molecular function: ATP binding; protein serine/threonine kinase activity. NCBI's taxonomy places the organism in Eukaryota, Viridiplantae, Streptophyta, Magnoliopsida, Rosales, Rosaceae. Gene Ontology annotation, cellular component: nucleus; cytoplasm.
GACUGUCCCCAGCGCAUCACAGCACCACCACACAAAAAAAGCAAAAAUAAACAAAACACUCAAACACACAAAUCCAAAAGAGGAAACAGACCUAGAUCCUCUCUGAUCAUGGAUCUACGCCUCUGAUUCUACAAGACGGGCUUAGUUUUUCAGAUGAUCCCGCCUUGAGCUUCGCCAAUUAUUGCUUCAUCGUAGGUUGAUGGUUGGUUUAAUCAGGGAAAAACAAUAAAGAGAGCAUAAAAGGUUUGCAACGAAUGGCUUCAGUGGGUGUAGCACCUACUUCAGGUCUGAGAGAACCCAGUGGUCAUGCUGUUGGUGUGGAUAAGUUGCCAGAGGAGAUGAAUGACAUGAAAAUUAGGGAUGACAAAGAAAUGGAAGCCACAGUUGUUGAUGGUAACGGAACAGAGACAGGCCAUAUAAUCGUGACAACUAUUGGUGGUAGAAAUGGCCAGCCAAAGCAGACAAUUAGUUACAUGGCUGAGCGUGUUGUCGGGCAUGGAUCAUUUGGAGUUGUGUUCCAAGCAAAGUGCUUAGAGACUGGUGAAACUGUGGCCAUAAAGAAGGUUCUGCAAGACAAGAGGUACAAGAACCGUGAGCUGCAAACCAUGCGUCUUCUUGACCACCCAAAUGUUGUUUCUUUGAAGCAUUGCUUCUUUUCAACGACUGAAAAGGAUGAACUUUAUCUUAACCUGGUACUUGAGUAUGUUCCUGAAACGGUUCAUCGUGUAAUUAAACACUAUAACAAGUUGAACCAACGGAUGCCUCUGAUAUAUGUUAAACUCUACACAUACCAGAUCUUUAGGGCGUUAUCCUACAUUCACCGCUGCAUUGGAGUGUGUCAUCGGGACAUUAAGCCACAAAAUCUUCUGGUGAAUCCGCAUACCCACCAAGUAAAAUUGUGUGACUUUGGUAGUGCAAAAGUUUUGGUAAAAGGAGAGCCAAAUAUAUCUUAUAUUUGCUCUAGAUACUAUAGAGCACCAGAACUCAUAUUUGGAGCAACUGAGUAUACUACAGCUAUUGAUGUCUGGUCUGUUGGAUGUGUUCUUGCUGAGCUAUUGCUUGGACAGCCUCUGUUUCCCGGUGAGAGUGGAGUUGACCAGCUUGUGGAGAUUAUCAAGGUUUUGGGCACUCCAACAAGGGAGGAAAUCAAAUGCAUGAAUCCUAACUAUACGGAGUUCAAGUUCCCUCAAAUCAAAGCUCACCCGUGGCACAAGAUAUUCCACAAGCGUAUGCCUCCAGAAGCUGUUGAUCUGGUUUCAAGACUGCUGCAAUACUCUCCUAACUUGCGGUGCACAGCUCUGGAUGCCUUGAUCCACCCCUUUUUUGAUGAGCUUCGUGACCUGAACACCCGCCUGCCGAAUGGACGUUUCCUUCCACCUUUAUUUAACUUUAAAUCUCAUGAAUUAAAGGGGGUUCCUGUGGAGAUAUUGAUGAAAUUGAUCCCAGAGCAUGCGAGAAAGCAAGUCCCGUUCUUGGCAUCUGAUUAGUUUGUGAGAUGUGAGAAACCUCAAGUGUGGUCCCAUAUGGAAGCUAUGAGUUCACCUGGCCUGCUAUUUGUCUCCAUUAUAUUUAAUGUACCUCAAUGUAUGACCUUGUUUUGUAAUAGCAGAUUUAGAUGUAUUCUAUUGAAUCUUGUAUUGUCCAAACCUCAAUGGGUAUUAUGAUUGCCUUAUCCCUGUAUCCCCAGAUUGUAACAUCACAUAGAAGACAAACAGCAGCAUUUAUCUAAAUGUUUAUCUGUAUUUGUAUUUCUAGAAGACA